Messenger RNA from Scophthalmus maximus (turbot), 2481 nucleotides. It is a transcript of the gene rcc1l, whose product is annotated as RCC1 like. Lineage: Eukaryota; Metazoa; Chordata; Actinopteri; Pleuronectiformes; Scophthalmidae. The transcript is spliced from 12 exons. The record is from RefSeq and is a predicted model, not a curated record. Bases 200 to 1555 code for a protein of 451 amino acids.
UGGGGACUGCAGCGGGAUAGUUCUCCACUUCCGGAGUUAGCUCAGUGUAACGUAAAUAAACGCGUAGCAGUGACAUUGAAACACAUUUGUACAGUUCCGGCUGGUUCGUCUCAGCUCGUGUGUAUUUAACGGUUUGUUCUUCAGCCCGUGAAACACACAACAACACCGCGGUCGAGCGGGAAGCGGAGUUGUCCACAGGAUGGCGUUUCCCCGUGUGCGUCCGAGCUGUCGACACUUGGCCGCGGGGCUUCGGCUCUGCGGUUAUGCGACCGUCAGUAAAGCCUCCGGUCCUCGGGAGAAGAGCAGCAGUGAUCCGGUGUUCCAGUACGUCGGCCGGCACAGGAAACCCAACCACAAGGUGUUCGUGUGGGGCUUCAGCUUCACCGGGGCCCUGGGCCUCCCCAGCUUCGUGGUGCCGGACAGCGGCAGUAAGAAGCCCAGGAAGUACCAGCUCACCCCUUACCGCCUGGAGACGGCAGCGCAGAUCUCUUCUGCCGCCUGCGGCUACGGCUUCACUCUCAUCUCCUCCUCCACCAAGGACGCGUCCAAGCUGUGGGCCAUGGGCCUGAACAAGGACUCUCAGCUGGGCUUCCAGCGCACGCAGGACAGCCGCCAUAAGAGUUACGACUACGUGUUGGAGCCGUCGCCGGUGGCUCUGCCUCUCGCCGAGCCUCUGCAGACCCGAGUGGUUCAGGUGGCGUGUGGCCGGGCUCACUCCCUGGUGCUCACCGAUCGAGAGGGAGUUUUCAGUAUGGGCAACAACGCGUACGGUCAGUGUGGGAGGCGGAUAGUGGAAGACGAAGUCUACAGCGGCAGUCACAUGAUUCACAGGAUCCGAGGCUUCGACAGCAGCGUCGUCCAGGUGGCGUGCGGGCAGGACCACAGCCUCUUCCUCACCGAGACGGGGAAAGUGUUUGCGUGUGGAUGGGGCGCAGACGGACAGACGGGUCUGGGUCACCACGCCGUCAGCUCCAGUGCGGUGGAAGUGGGCGGCGACCUGGCCGGCGUGCAGGUGCAGCAGGUCAACACGUACGGAGACUGCAGCCUGGCCGUGUCCACGGACGGGCAGCUGUUCGGGUGGGGCAACUCUGAGUACCGGCAGCUGUCCUCGGUCACGGAGGCCACGCAGAUCAACUCUCCUCGACGUCUUCCUCUGGAAGGCUGCGGACACGUGGUCCAGGCGGCGUGCGGCGGGACGCAGGUGGCCGUUCUCAACGAGAAAGGAGAGGUGUUUGUGUGGGGAUAUGGAAUUCUUGGAAAAGGCCCAAACCUGUCGGAGUCGUCGACCCCGGAGAAGAUUCCCCCCUCGCUGUUCGGACGCUCCGAGUUCAACCCCUCGGUCGCCGUCACCAGGAUCAGGUGCGGCCUCAACCACUUCGCUGCAGUGACGGAUCGAGGCGAGCUCUUCGUCUGGGGGAAGAAUGUGAGAGGCUGUUUGGGCAUCGGCAGCAGAGACGACCAGUACUUCCCGUGGAGAGUGACUGUGCCGGGGCAAGUGGUGGAUGUAGCAUGUGGCGUUGACCACAUGGUGGCGCUGGUGAAGUCCCUCCUGUGAGCUCGCCUCGUCCGUCCCCAGCGGUGGAUGAAAAGGUCGUCGCUCGUUUGGCCGGUCGCCUCAGGGAGCAGAAUCUGGAGCCAUGAAACCAGCUGCUCUCCACAGGCGACGCCCCCUCGCGUCCCUCGCGUCCCGCGGUGACGUCGGGCGGCGAGCGGAGCGUCACCGACGCGGUUCACCCCGUCCUGCUGCCCCGAAAAAAAGAAAGAGAAAAGAAAUGAAGAGGUGUUCGCUGGUCGCAGCUUCUUCGUUUUUACAAGAUCAAAACCUUGGAAGGUUGUCGGACAGAACGAGGCGUUUGAAGACGUCCGUUUCAUGGACUAAACUGCAGAUUAAACGACCAUGAACAAUAUUAUCUAUGUCAACAUAAUUUACAGCGAUCGGCGGCAACAUUAAAACAUUUAAGCAUCAUGUGAAAACAAAUGUAUUUAUAUAAAUAUACGGUUUUCCUGGAAGGGACUCCACGAGGCUCUAAUUCAAACUGGUUCAAUUACAGUGUAAUAUUAUUAUUAUAUAUUAUAUAUUAUUAUUAUAUUAUUCCUGGACGACAUAAAAAAAUCGCCUGAAAGUUCCGUCGUCUAAAACGCAUCAAGCUGCUGUAAUUUGAACAAGCUCAUUAUGUUCGUCAUUAUUCUUUUGGGGCCGUGAUUAAGAGACAUUUUGUGGUAUCGGUCGUUAUUCAGUGUUUUGCACUCUUAGUGCAAAGGCAGAAUCACUUUGCGUCUAAAGAGUAGAAUUUGACUUGUUCACAUUAAAAAUCCAGCCACUGCAAAUUCCAAAAGCACUUUUACCAAAUACCAACUCGUUGCUGUUACAUUGAGUCUUUUCAUCGGAGGCUUUGCGGCUCUGCUGAGCGGAAAUGCACAAUUUGUCCCACAGGCAAAGCAUCAACCCACAUGAAUAAUAAAUUAAUAUUUACCUUUGUG